Molecule: messenger RNA, 2391 nt
Organism: Capronia coronata CBS 617.96
Lineage: Eukaryota; Fungi; Ascomycota; Eurotiomycetes; Chaetothyriales; Herpotrichiellaceae
Product: glucose repression mediator protein
Exons: 8
Coding region: 1-2391 (796 amino acids)
Biological process (GO): regulation of gene expression
Molecular function (GO): RNA polymerase II cis-regulatory region sequence-specific DNA binding; chromatin DNA binding; protein binding
Source: RefSeq, a predicted model, not a curated record
AUGGCUUUGGUACCUCACCCCUCUCCUCCUGGUGUCCUGGGCUUGCAGCAUCCUCCUCAUUUUGGUCAAAUGAAUGGAGCUGCUCCUGUGGAUGCGCAUAUGCAGCGACAGAGGCUUCUGGCGCAGUUGAACGAAUCUACAUGGCAACGCAUUGGCUCGCUGAAUGAGUUACUUGGCGACCAUGAAGGGGCUUUAUUUGCAUAUGAGCAAGCUCUCCGACACAACCAAUGGUCACCACAGACUCUGAAUGCGAUAUCCUGUAUUCUGCGCACCAAGGAGAAAUAUCCAGAGGCCAUGGAGUAUCUUAAGAACAUACUCAAAGUAGAGCCCGCAAACGGUGAAGCCUGGGGGAACUUGGGACAUUGCUACUUGAUGAUGGACAACUUACAAGAAGCAUACACUGCCUACCAACAGGCUUUGUACUAUCUGCCAGAUCCCAAGGAGCCUAAGCUAUGGUAUGGAAUCGGCAUACUGUAUGACCGAUACGGUUCUUUGGAACAUGCAGAGGAAGCUUUCUCUCAAGUCAUGCGCAUGCAGCCUGACUUUGAGAAAGCCAAUGAGAUCUACUUUAGACUCGGGAUAAUCUACAAGCAGCAACAGAAGUUCCAACAGAGUCUUGAGUGCUUCAAGUACAUCGUCAAUGAUCCACCACGCCCGUUAAAUGAAGAAGACAUUUGGUUUCAGAUUGGACACGUUUAUGAGCAGCAGAAAGACUUCGAAGCUGCAAAGUCGGCAUAUCGCCGGGUGUUGGAAAGAGAUCCGAAACACGCCAAGGUCCUCCAACAGCUUGGUUGGUUGCAUCAUCAACAGAGCAACAGCUAUCAGAGCCAAGAGCAAGCCAUCGAGUACCUUGAACAGUCGGUCAGCUCAGACAACCAAGAUGCCCAGAGCUGGUACCUUUUGGGAAGAUGUUACAUGGCACAACAAAAAUUCCCCAAAGCAUACGAAGCCUAUCAACAGGCUGUGUACCGGGAUGGACGCAACCCUACGUUUUGGUGUUCCAUUGGUGUUCUGUACUACCAGAUCAACCAAUAUCGGGAUGCACUUGAUGCGUAUUCGCGCGCCAUUCGACUGAACCCAUACAUCUCCGAAGUCUGGUAUGAUCUUGGGACUUUGUAUGAGUCGUGCAACAACCAAACCUCUGAUGCCCUCGACGCAUACGCCAGAGCUGCAGAGCUGGAUCCUACCAACACCCAUAUCAAAGCUCGUCUCGCUCUUCUGAGAAGCGGUGCAGCCACUGGGCCCAACCAGCACAAUGCUCCAGUGCCUCAAGAUGUCCAUCCGCAGGCAUAUCAAAAUGGCGUUGGCGUUCCCCCAGGACCUCAAUGGGGUGCGCCCUCUUCCUCCAAUCAGCAAUCCCAACCGCCUCCAGUUGAUCCUGGCAGAGUGAGUGACUGGACAAGAGGCAUUGCGGGCAUACAGCAACCACCGCCACAACCGAAUGGCUUCGAAGGACGGGAGACUAUGAGGGCUCCACCGCCUCGUGCACCCAGCCCAAGACAAGAAGCCCCUCGACCCUAUGAUACAGCUCGCCAGACGCCGAGCAGGAAGAUGCAGUCCCCGUCGCCCAAGAUGCAGUCCUCAGUACCAGGGAUGUACCCUCCGGGCCCUCAAACCCUACCUCAGGUCAAUCUCCAAGAUCGGAACCCGGGCUUCAACAGUGGAGUUCGUCCAUCUCCCACCAUGAACGGAGCUCCCGCGCCUCACACCAAUGGUAAUAGUUCUGGGACCACACUGCCACCAUAUGGACGUCCUUUUAGUCCACCAGGUGAGCUGAGGCCUUUACGCGACGACCCUGCUCAGUCACCGGGAUCUACCUUCCGGCAACCACCGUAUCAUUCUGGAGGACCAUUCCCCAGCAUUGCGAAUGGUAUGCCUUCAGCCGCUCCGCCGCUCCCAGCUGCAGAUGGACCCCAACGUGACGAACGGCCGGCGUCAGCCAUGAAGCGAUCUCGCGAAUGGGAGGGCGAGCAAGGACCGUCCAAGAAACUUGCCAGCGACGAAACCCGUGCUCGGCUCGAUGAUCCCAGCCGACGAAACAGUCCCCCAGGUCGUCUGUCAACAACAAAGGAGCACUUCAGACGAAGCUCUUCAGAAGUUCGUCGCGAGAACGAGCGCCGCGCGAACGAGAACUAUCAUCCAUCCGAGGCGGCUCAUCAUCCUUUUAGCCUUCCUCCGCAACAAAUCCCUUCGAUGCAAUCAAUAUUGGACGGCCCGAAAGAAAUGCCCCAAGAGCACGUUGAGCAGGCAGCCCGCAAAGUAGAGGUUGACGAAGACUAUGACAACAACAGCGAAGAUGACAAGAGACCUGGCGCAGGACCGAACCUUGACAGUCCUCAAGUGGCUCCUCCUCCUCCGUCCGCAACGCCAAAGCCGGAACCAGCUGCAUGA